AUGAUCUUCAGAGAUAAACGCAAUGUCUUUGAUGAAAAUCUUGAGCUUUUCAAAUCGCUGUCAUCUCGGAAAGAUUUCCAAAGUAAAGAGCAGCUGGAAGACAAUAAUGAUGAUUCUACGAAGAUUAUAGAAAAAAGAACUCUGGAAAAGUACUUUGAAGAUGAGCAGAUGCCGUGCAAGAAAAAGUGGGCUGGCUACCUCACUAGUCAAUUAAAACAUUUUGACUAUGUGAUAACACAACAUGUCGAGAGUAGCCAUAAUAAUCUGAAAAGAAAAAUCCCGGCUCUUCAGUCAUUGAACUUUUCAUUUAAGCAAAUUUGCUCAUAUCUUCUCCAGUUCAAGGGUGACUAUCAGGACCUUGAGUUGAAUGAGGCAACUAUCACAGAUGCCAAAAUAUACCAUGAACCUUGCCUCCGUGGAUUGAUUCACCACGUCUCCAGAAUUGGUUUGAUCACCAUCUGUGCUGAGCUUCUAGAAGAUGUUCUACCUGGUGAGCUUUGCAAUUGCAGAGUAAAAGUGGUGUUUGGUCUUUCUUGUCGCCAUGAUCUGCCAAGAGAUCGUAUGUUGCUAUUAUCAGACAUUCCUGAAAGAUGGAUUCUGUCUUCUUCUUUGGGUGAAUGUUUGAAGCAACUGGAAUGUGACGUUUCUCUACAGAAAAUCGAUGUUGAAAAGCCUGCCCCAUGGGUGAAAUGUAUAACAAAGCUUGAACAAUUGUUUCAUCAGUGUGAAGGGAAUCAACAAGUCCAGAAUCUUAUGGCAAUGGUUGAUGAACUUGUUGACAAUGCUGGUGAAAUAAUUGACCAUCCAAAUGUUGUAUUUCCUUUGGCAAGUGAGGUCAAAGCUCCUGGAAGAUCUAAGCACAUCAAAAGGAAAACUACUUUCCCAAAGGACUUUGUCCGUCACAAGCACAGAUAUCUCCUUGUGCAAAAGAACAAAAAUGAUAUCAGAAGUAUUUUGAAAGAAGGACUUAAAGAAGUGAUGAAGGAGUUCUUAGAAAAGAAGCCUCUCAAAAAAAUCAUAAAAGAAAUAAAAAAAGAAAUCCAAUUUGCUAAAAAGCAAGAGCCUCUUGAAGAAGCUGAAAAAUAUUCCUCUAAACUUAAAAGUCCUAAACAUCUCCAAGACGACUACUGA
Messenger RNA from Phycomyces blakesleeanus NRRL 1555(-), 1131 nucleotides. RefSeq lists its product as hypothetical. The record is from RefSeq and is a predicted model, not a curated record. Lineage: Eukaryota; Fungi; Mucoromycota; Mucoromycetes; Mucorales; Phycomycetaceae. Bases 1 to 1131 code for a protein of 376 amino acids. The transcript is spliced from 4 exons.